AUGCCCAGCAUGGCUCCUCGGCGUGGAAAUCUUACUGCUGGUGGAGCAUACGAGAGGCUCGGAAAGAACGCCCGGGCCUCACUCCACAAGUCUAUCGGCCCUGAUGGGAACUUUACCAACAUCAAAUUCCCCAUGUUCCAUCGUAAGACAGGCGGCGGUGAAAUGCAGCAAAGCGACCUGCACGGAGAGGAGAUCAGCGAGGACACCUUGGCAUACGACGAGGCAUAUGAAGACGAGCUGUCAGGCCGUGGCCUGCCCUCUACCGUGAGUCCGAGUGAUCCUAUCAACGGUUGGAAGGAUGUUGACGUGGAACGAGCGAUGCCGGAGAAGAGAGACGCGAGGAGGACCUCUCUCUCAUUCUGCACACUCUUCCUUUUCUGGAAGCUUCGCGCCUACGUGUUCAACUACCACCGGGCAGACGUUGGAGCUCGUGCCUGGUACCUUGCAGACAGGCUUCUGGACGAGUCCUCAGUCUCGGCAGCAGAGCUGCAGUCAGAAAGCUACCAGGGACGACUAUGGAGGCUAAGGAGCCUGAGCAGUAAACUGACAUGGGACAAGUGCCUGAGCCCAAUGAAGCGAGAUGAGCGCUCGAUCGCUCAUCGUGGCGCGCCUCUCAUGUUCCCAGAGCACACGCUUGAAGGAUACACCAGCGCUGUAAGGAUGGGUGCUGGGAUGCUGGAGUGCGAUGCCGUGUUCACAAGGGACAGAGUUGCUGUCUGUCGCCAUUCGGCCUGUGACCUCCACUAUACGACCAACAUCCUGAGGGUGCCGGCGCUCGCGGACAAGUGCGACAAGAAGUUCCAACCCGGAGAGGGAGCGCGGUGCUGCACCACCGAUCUGCUUGCAUCGGAGUACAAGCAGCUGUGCGGGACCAUGGAGAUGAUGACAAACGUCGGCGCCCGUACGGUGGACGAGUACCUGUCCGUCCCUUCCUGGCGGACGACUCUCUAUCAGGACGGAGGAUGUGCCACUGUGAUGACGCAGAAGGAAUACAUCCAACUCUCCAUGGGAAGGGAGAUGAAGGUUAAGAUGAUCCCGGAGCUGAAGGAGCACGACUACUCCAAGAUAGGCAUACACUCCCAAGAUGAGGCGGCGGAUCGUUUCAUCCAAGACUACCUUGACCUGGGGGUCCCACCUGCUUUGCUGUUCCCUCAGACUUUCAGCAAGCAGCAUGCGACAAGGUGGCUGUCCAAGUAUCCCAUAGCAAAGAACACGGUUCUGUUGUAUAGUCCCGGGGGGCAGGAGCAGAACGGGAAAGACACCUGGGAGACGACGUACAAGGGAUGGUUUGAAGAGCUGCAGCGCCUGGGUCAGCCCAUCAAGUUCGCCGGACUUCCGCUCAACGAGGUCAUAUCGGCCAAUGACGCGCUUGGGGGCUCUUUCUCUCCCACAGAGCCGGUCAGGUACCUCAAGGAGCAAGGGAUAGAGAUCAUCGUGUGGACGCUGGAGAGGUCGGGAGCCGUUCCUAGUGGGUGGUACCUCGGUGUCCAUCAGGGGAACGCCAGCACGGGAACGCACGGGAACGUUCAGAGUGCGGUGAGGAAGGAUGCGGACAUCUACUUGCUUCUCGAUGUACUCUUCAAGGAGGUGGGAGUCUAUGGGGUCUUCUCGGAUUGGCCUGGGACCGUGACCCACUACCUCAACUGCGCCCUCCCCUAA
Guillardia theta CCMP2712 is the source of this 1659-nucleotide messenger RNA. RefSeq lists its product as hypothetical. NCBI's taxonomy places the organism in Eukaryota, Cryptophyceae, Pyrenomonadales, Geminigeraceae. Gene Ontology annotation, biological process: lipid metabolic process. Gene Ontology annotation, molecular function: glycerophosphodiester phosphodiesterase activity. The coding region runs from base 1 to 1659 and encodes 552 amino acids. The record is from RefSeq and is a predicted model, not a curated record. The transcript is spliced from 14 exons.